AUGAAGAGGCAGCAAUUAAACGUAUUGUAUUUGGUCAUCAUUGCUGUAUGCUACAUAUUAGCCACCGAAGCAGUCACCGGUACUUGUAAUCCUUGGUUUGGUCCGGCUGGAGCUGUACAUUGCAUUCAGGUUCCAGGUAUUUACUAUGGCUACCAAUGGGCAACCUGUCGUACAGAUACAUAUGUCAAAACCACAUCAAAAAACAGACACAAAUGUGCAGACAGCACAAGAAUUUACUGUUAUUAUCAAUGUAUGCUUGAUGUGUAUGGCAGAGAGAAUGGUGUUGUUUUUUCACAAUGCAAGUGUUCACCAAUUGGCCCUCCACCUACUGUAAAAGUUCCACUACCAGCAUGGUGUUAUAGUCCUGAUGGAAGAAAAUGUAAUUGGUACAGAGAGUGUCUUAACAAAGCCUAUCCCAAAUGUGAAAAUGACAAAGACGACUAUGCCAUCAAGUUUGCAGAGAAGUUUUGCCAACUUUACGAUAAAAGCUACAAAGGCUUUUCCCAAGAAGGUAAGAAAUGGGUCGAUGCCGUCCGGAAAUGCCUUCAAGUUAAACUGGUUCCACUGAUAGAUACAUUUCGUGUUAAGACCUGUAAAGAUCUAAAAUCUACAGCUUUCAAAACACACAGCCCUUGCUACCUAAACCCUGAUGAAACAUCACUAUCGUACUGUCGUUUAUCAAACGAAGAUAAAGACACAGUCUUUUGGACUAUUAAAUCGUCCAUCUGGGAAGGCAUUUUGGCCCACUUUGAAAGGACUGAUCGAUGUUAG
Molecule: messenger RNA, 771 nt
Organism: Paramuricea clavata
Lineage: Eukaryota; Metazoa; Cnidaria; Anthozoa; Malacalcyonacea; Plexauridae
Source: the annotation of a GenBank genome assembly